AUGGCGAGCGAAAAGUUCCAACAAGAAACAGGAGUACUUGCCCAGGAUAAAUCCAAUGAAGUCGCUACGAAUGACGGCAACAUCCAGUCAUUGGAUGCUCGAGCAAUCCGCAAGCUACGAUGGAAGAUCGAUAUGAUCAUUCUUCCUACAUUGGCCAUCAUGUACACUUUCAACAGUCUCGACAGAUCAAAUCUAGGAAACGCUGCUACAGCGGGGCUGAAGAAAGAUACCCACUUGACAGGAGACCAGUACAAUCUGCUCCUGACCAUCUACUAUGUCAUGUUUGUUCUCUUUGGACCUGUCAUGACUGUUUUCACCAAGAUUUGCUCGGCAAAGAUCAGCUUGCCUUGUAUGAUGGUAGCCUUUGGGAUCGCAUCAGCUUGUACAGCCGUGGCCAAAAACCUGGGACAUCUUAUGGUGUGUCGUAUUUUCGUCGGCAUUUUCGAGUCUGGCUUCCUGGCAUCUGUUGUCUUUUAUCUCAGCAAAUGGUAUACCAGAAGCGAGAUCGCCUCGCGGAUUGCCAUCUUUUAUGCGGGAGCUGUGGUUGCGUCGGCCUUUGGAGGAUUGAUCGCAUUUGGCAUGUUUCAUAUCAAAUCCUCGGGCAAUCUUUUCGAUUGGUCAUAUCUCUUCAUCCUCGAAGGGUGCCUUACCUGCCUUGUCGCCAUUAUUUCUUACUUUGUUCUUCCGAGAGACAUCGCGAAUGCAUGGUUUUUAACUCAGAGUGAGGAAGAGGUAGCAGAGGCUCGAAUACAACUCGAGUCUAUGCAAAAUCGUUCGGGCAAAUGGGUAUGGUCUGAGGCCAUUUCGGAGUUCAAGACUGUCCAUGGCUGGGCACGUGUCGUGAUUGCGUUCUCGGUUGGAAUCUUGCCAAAUGCAAGCGCCAACUUUUUGGCCAUCAUGACUGUUCGUUUGGGAUAUUCGGUUACGAAGACAAACCUAUAUACUGUGGCACCGGCCAUGACAGCAGCUGUUUUCCUGUUGAUAUUUGCGUAUUCUUCUGAUUACUUUCGAGAACGCGGAUUCCACAUGACAGUCCCUCUUGUGCUCAGUCUCGUCGGAUAUGCCAUUUUGCUCGGGGCGGAUAUUGAAAAACAGAAAGGCACUGGAUAUCUGGCCAUUUUCUUCUGCACCAUCGGAGCAUAUCCCAUGAGCGUCAUCUUCUCGGCUUGGACGGUCGCUAACAUUCCGAAUUUGAAUGCCCGCGCCUUCACUACUGGCGUGUUACUGGCGUGUCUUAACUCAAUGGGGCUUGUCGCAUCCAACAUCUUCUUUGCGAGGGAAGCGCCUCGGUACAAGACUGCUUUAAUUGUAAACAUGGCAUUCCCCUGUGCUGGUAUUGUCUUUACGGUGACAUACUCUCUGUAUUUGAGAUUCUUGAAUCGUAAGCUGGAAAAGGAGCACCACACAUCGGAAGGGCUAGGGGCGGUGGAUGGAGGAGCUCCGUUCAGAUAUCAGACCUAG
Messenger RNA from Exophiala oligosperma, 1461 nucleotides. RefSeq lists its product as uncharacterized. Bases 1 to 1461 code for a protein of 486 amino acids. Gene Ontology annotation, cellular component: membrane. Gene Ontology annotation, molecular function: transmembrane transporter activity. Gene Ontology annotation, biological process: transmembrane transport. The transcript is spliced from 4 exons. The record is from RefSeq and is a predicted model, not a curated record. NCBI's taxonomy places the organism in Eukaryota, Fungi, Ascomycota, Eurotiomycetes, Chaetothyriales, Herpotrichiellaceae.